UAUCACACAUUGUCAAACGACUGCUAAAAGAAACCGCCAAAAGCGUGGUGUGCGCAGCGGUUACAAUUCGUACGUCAUCACUGAGAUGACCCAGGAAGUGCUUAUCAUGUGACAAGUCCGUGGGAAAGUUAAAAAUUAUUUUCUGGCGGUGUCGUUGGGCUCUCCCAAUCAGGAAUAGAUUGCUAUGCCAUUGUCAUCUCAAGCAGAAGCAGGGGACGAACAGUAUGUCCUUAUAGCCAGUCUGGACAAUGUUAGAAACAUCUCCAACAUCCUGAAGGCCAUCCAGUUUAAGGAUCAUGCCACUUUUUUGGCCACUUCAAAUGGAAUCAAGGUUACUGUUGAAGAUUCCAAGUGUUUACAAGCCAAUGCUUUUAUUCAAGCAGAUAUUUUCCAGGAAUUCAUAAUCAAGGAAGAUUCUGUUAUGUUUCGUGUUAACAUGACUGUUCUUUUAGACUGCUUGAGUAUUUUUGGAAGCAGCGCUGUCCCAGGAAUGACAACAGCUCUGAGGAUGUGCUACAGUGGUUAUGGUUUUCCUCUCACGUUAUUUUUGGAAGAAGGUGGAGUGGUAACAGUGUGCAAAAUAAAAACCCAAGAACCAGAAGAGACACUGGACUUUGAUUUUUGCAGCACCAAUGUUGUUAACAAAGUAAUCCUGCAAUCUGAUAGUCUUCGGGAGGCUUUCUCUGAGCUAGACAUGACCAGUGAAGUUAUGCAAAUCACAAUGUCUCCUGAUAAACCUUUUUUCAGAUUGUCAACAUUUGGGAACUCUGGAAGUACUCAUUGUGACUAUCCUAAGGAUUCUGAUAUGAUGGAGAUAUUUCAGUGCACCCAGACUCAGACAAACAGAUAUAAAAUUUCUCUGCUGAAGCCUUCUACAAAAGCAUUGGCUCUUUCCUGUAAAGUAUCAGUCAGAACAGAUAAUCGUGGAUUUCUUUCUUUGCAGUACAUGAUUAGAAAUGAUGAUGGACAAAUCUGUUUUGUCGAGUAUUACUGUUGUCCAGAUGAAGAAAUGGCAGAAGAAGAGCCAUAACCAGACUGCUUUAUAUUGUAAACUUCAUUUACACAGUAAACUGU
Messenger RNA from Erpetoichthys calabaricus (reedfish), 1074 nucleotides. RefSeq names its product RAD1 homolog (S. pombe) (gene rad1). Gene Ontology annotation, molecular function: 3'-5' exonuclease activity. Gene Ontology annotation, cellular component: nucleus; checkpoint clamp complex. The coding region runs from base 185 to 1030 and encodes 281 amino acids. NCBI's taxonomy places the organism in Eukaryota, Metazoa, Chordata, Cladistia, Polypteriformes, Polypteridae. Gene Ontology annotation, biological process: DNA damage checkpoint signaling; DNA repair. The transcript is spliced from 6 exons. The record is from RefSeq and is a predicted model, not a curated record.